GAAUUUCGCUUGGCCCAGUGGGUGUUUCUCAAAAGUUGCAUUGCAGUCGGGAGAGAGAAGCUCGCGGCCCUUUGAAGAUACCCUCAUCGACAACCAUCUCGCCACACCACCCCCGAACCGACCGGCAAGAUGAAGUACAUUCAUUCCGAGGAGACGCUGGUGAUCCCAGAGGGAGUCAAGGUCCAGAUCAAGGCCCGACAGAUCACUGUCGAGGGACCCCGGGGCAAGCUGGUCAAGGACCUGUCCCACAUCGCCGUCAGCUUCUCGACGCCCAAGAAGAACGUCAUCGCCAUCCACAUCCACCAUGGUGUCCGCAAGAACGUCGCCGCCCUCCGAACCGUCCGCACCCUCAUCAACAACCUGAUCAUCGGUGUCACGAAAGGCUUCAAGUACAAGAUGCGAUACGUCUACGCCCAUUUCCCCAUCAACGUCAACCUGGACAAGAACUCGGACGGUGUCUAUGAGGUCGAGAUCCGGAACUUCAUCGGCGAGAAGCUCGUCCGCAGAGUCAUCAUGCAGUCCGGUGUCGAUGUCGAGAUCUCCAAGGCCCAGAAGGAUGAGCUGGUUCUGUCCGGCAACUCCCUCGAGGCCGUCUCCCAGUCCGCCGCAGACAUCCAGCAGAUCUGCCGGGUGCGAAACAAGGAUAUCCGAAAGUUCCUUGAUGGUAUGUACGUCUCGGAGAAGGGCAACGUUGUCGAGGACGCAGCGUAAAUGGAGACCAGGGUCCUCGGUCUCGAUUUCUUUGUGCUUUUCUGGGUUCACGGAGUGGCAAGGGGUUCAUCAAUUUGGGGCACAUGCAUGUCAAGUAGCAUAACGCUACGGAAUGGAAAAGAAUCGGAAAUUUGACGAAUCGAUGCUUUGCUCCUAGCCAGAAUGAUGGCGACCCAACGACUUGAUUCCUCCCGAGCGGGACGUGACAGAUCAAAGAUGGGCGUGAUUGGAGUGCUUUCAGAGAUGGCAUGGAACGGUGUGCUCUUGGUGCCUCUUGCCGAUGACGAAGCCGCGAGCAGAACUAGAAAAAUGCAUGGUACCUCACCAAUCAAGGCCUCGGGGCUGUCUGACAGGCAUGUUGAGUGGGCUGGAUCCUCGAUGGUUGUCCACGGAGCUUUCGAGGUUUCGAGUUGAGCAGCUGGCAUGACGUUGACAAGCAGCUGAUGGGACCAAGUCCCGGAGACCACCGAUUCGCAUUCAAGACCCUGCCGCAUGAGACGGGCCUACAGGUCCGGGCCAGUGGUUUUCAUGGGGCUACGUUGGGCCGGAUAGCCUCUACCUUUGUAAAGGGCCCGCACGGUCCCGGAGGGAGAACUGGGGCGUGGCGGGAAGCUGUAAAUCUGUGAAAAGAGUCUGGCCCAGAUGAGAACACAUGAGAUGCGUGUCACUUUUGUACGUGCCAUUGAGCGGGGCUUGUCGUCUUUGUACCGGAUCUCUCUGGUCGUCCAAGACAGGACAUGUCUGAAUAUAUGACAAGGGUUUUCGGGUCGGGCAACACGGUGAAUGUUCGAAUUCCUGUCGUCACUGCAUGUAUUGUUGAAGGCCACACACAUCGAGUAGGGCCUUAGCAAAACUGGCUACUAUACAGACCGCAUAGAGUGCCUAAGGUAGGCAAGGUACCUACUAUAGCGCUCCCCUAGGGGUUUUUAAAUAUAGUCUCUAGAUUAUCCCUUCUACUUUAAAAUAGUACUUUAAAUAGUCUUUAAUACCUUAAAAC
This is a messenger RNA of Diaporthe batatas, 1708 nucleotides long. RefSeq lists its product as uncharacterized. Gene Ontology annotation, cellular component: ribosome; cytosolic large ribosomal subunit. Gene Ontology annotation, molecular function: rRNA binding; structural constituent of ribosome. Gene Ontology annotation, biological process: cytoplasmic translation. Lineage: Eukaryota; Fungi; Ascomycota; Sordariomycetes; Diaporthales; Diaporthaceae. Bases 130 to 711 code for a protein of 193 amino acids. The record is from RefSeq and is a predicted model, not a curated record. The transcript has 4 exons.